GUGUGACUCUUUCAGAUCGUGCUGUUCUCAUUUCUCCGCAGACUCGACACACUUUUAAUUCCUCGUUCUGCUCUGAUUUAGCCACCGUGUGUGGUUUGUAGAACCGGGCCGGUCCUCGGAGGGUUCGGAGGGAGUCGUUCCGCCUCGCGCUGCUCGGAUCCGGAUCCUUCACGGCAGCUUAGCGGCGUUAGCAGCAUUAGCAUCCAGACAUGGCGGAGGUUCCCGGGACGUCGAGCGAAACGAUCACCGAGACGGUCCAGACCAGCACCCCGCCUCCACCCGCUCAGGAGGGACGGAGUCUGACCAUCAAGCUGAGGAAAAGGAAGACUGAGAAGAAGGUGGAGUGGUCCAGUGACACCGUGGACAACGAGCACCUGGGGAGGAGGUCCUCCAAGUGCUGCUGUGUGUAUGAGAAGCCCCGGCAGUUCGGAGAGUCGUCCUCAGAAAGCGAGGGGGACGAGGACGACGAAGGCUGCGGCAGCGCCCACUGCAUCCUGGGCCACGGUCGGAGAGGCGCCGGACAGAGGGGGGGGGGCGGCGGCACGGCGCCCCCAAACUCUGGGGGCCCACACAGCCACUGAGGAGCCGGCCCCACCACCUUCUCCACCUCCACCUCCACCUCCACCUCCACCUCCACCCAUCACAGACCUGCACUCUGCUUUAGCCUCAUGCUGUGUCGAGUCAGCAGCCCCCCGCCCUGCCCCCCUGCCCCCACCCCCCCGCCCUGCCCCCCUGCACCGCCCCGCCCCGCCCCGCCCUGCCCCCUGCACCGCCCCGCCCCGCCCCCUCACUGUGGAUGACUGAAUCGGGCUCCUGGACGUCCUGCUGUCUGAGCGCUGGCUGUAUGGCCCGUGCAGAGCCAGAAGCGGUUGUAGAGGGUUUCUGCUGCUCCUAACCCUCAGGGGUCAGAGGUCAGCCAGGAGGUCCUUCCCCUCAUCUCCAGGCAGACUGCUGACGCCGCAUGUUUCAGGAGAGUUCCUGUCUGGAAGCAGAGCCAGGUCACAGAGUGAGCUGCAGCCCCCCCCCCCCCUGACGGUUCGGGCAGGCUGCAGCUCAGCGCUGUCACCUGGACCUUCCUCCGUUCUGUGCGGCCGCUUUGGACAGGCGCUGGCUCGUUGUUCUCAGGAGACGCCACAGGAAGCUCUGAGCGCCGCGCCGCCGGGGCUCCAGGUCCCGGCGGCGCGGCGUCCUCGCUUCAUCAGCGUCACGGCCCCGCCUGUGGGGUCAGAGGUCAGUGGACACAUCCCGGCGUGUGUGACCCCUUUAAAGGACGAUUCAGGAGGAAGACGCAGGACUGACUGAUGACGUGGAGGGAAGCCUCCUGAAGGCUGAGUGAUCAGAGGUGUGUGUGUGUGUGUGUGUGUGUGUGUGUGUGUGUGUGUGUGUG
This is a messenger RNA of Salarias fasciatus (jewelled blenny), 1387 nucleotides long. It is a transcript of the gene ppp1r11, whose product is annotated as protein phosphatase 1, regulatory (inhibitor) subunit 11. The record is from RefSeq and is a predicted model, not a curated record. NCBI's taxonomy places the organism in Eukaryota, Metazoa, Chordata, Actinopteri, Blenniiformes, Blenniidae. Gene Ontology annotation, cellular component: nucleus. Gene Ontology annotation, molecular function: protein phosphatase 1 binding; protein serine/threonine phosphatase inhibitor activity.